Pseudophryne corroboree (corroboree frog) is the source of this 3365-nucleotide messenger RNA. Its product is annotated as zinc finger protein 436-like. Bases 386 to 2425 code for a protein of 679 amino acids. Gene Ontology annotation, biological process: regulation of transcription by RNA polymerase II. The record is from RefSeq and is a predicted model, not a curated record. The transcript has 7 exons. Gene Ontology annotation, molecular function: RNA polymerase II cis-regulatory region sequence-specific DNA binding; DNA-binding transcription factor activity, RNA polymerase II-specific. NCBI's taxonomy places the organism in Eukaryota, Metazoa, Chordata, Amphibia, Anura, Myobatrachidae.
AGCAACAUCCAUAUAACGUCCUCGUGUCUUCAUGUACGGCGUCCAUGUUUUUAUUGUCUCCCUUCCAGAGAGCUGCAGAGGGCGGGACCAGAGUCUUUAGCCGCCAUUUUCUCGUAGCCAUUGCAUUCAGCUACAGCCAGGAAAACAGACGUGUGAGAGUGAGGAGGCGGACCCUGAUAAAAAAACUUCCUGUCUGUGCUGGCGGGUACAGGCCCUAUUCCCAAUGUAAGGCUGCCAUGGAGUCUCUCGAAAAAAAAAACAAUUAUCGGUGAGUAUAAUCCGAUGUUUUUUAUCCUCAGACAAUCCAGCUAUGAUUAACCAGAGUAUUUCUUAGACGCUGCGUGAGGAUGGUGCCGAUCCUCUAUGUAUCGCUGAGUCACUGAAGAUGGACAUGAACAGGGAUCACAUGACUGAGAGGAUAUUACAUCUCACCCUGCAGAUUAUCUAUCUGCUGACUGGAGAGGAUUACACAGUAGUGAAGAAGACAUCCGGUGAGACACCCAGCAGCCGUCCCCAUGUGUCAGGAGGACUGAGCAGCACCCAGAGCCUCAUUACGGUGCCUCCACCUCACUCACUGAUACAUGAGAGACACAAUGACCAGAAGAUCCUGGAACUCACCAACAAGAUCAUUCAGCUGCUGACUGGAGAGGAGGGGGAGUAUAUAGAGGAACACAGGGGUCUGUACAAGGACGUGAUGAUGGAGAGUCACCGGCCCCUCACAUCACUGGAUAGGCCCAGUAACAGAGAUACCCCAGAGAGAUGUCCCCGUCCUCUGUAUUCCCAGGAUUGUACAGAGGAGAAUCAGAGGCUCCCACAGGAGGAUCAGCAUGAAGGUCCAACUGAUUUUAAGACAGAAGAUCUAGAGGAAGAAGAAGAGACGUAUGUGACUGAUACGAAGGCAGAAGAUAUAGAGGGAGAAGAAGAGACGUAUGUGACUGAUAUGAAGGCAGAAGAUAUAGAUGGAGAAGAAGAGACGUAUGUGACUGAUAUGAAGGUAGAAGAUGUAGAGGGAGAAGAAGAGACGUAUGUUACUGAUAUGAAGGCAGAAGAUCUAGAGGAAGAAGAAGAGAUGUAUGGGACUGAUAUAAAGACAGAAGAUAUAGAGGGAGAAGAAGAGACGUAUGUGACUGAUAUGACGGCAGAAGAUACAGAGGGAGAAGAUGAGACGUAUGUGACUGAUAUGAAGGCAGAAGAUAUAGAGGGAGAAGAUGAGACGUAUGUGACUGAUAUGAAGGCAGAAGAUACAGAGGGAGAAGAAGAGAGAUGUGAAAGGGGUGAUCAGCAGUGUGAGCAGGAAAUCCCUACAGAUAUCACUCCAGCAGGUGGACUCAAAUGCAGCAGUGACAUUAACGGAUAUCUCGGUUUAUCUCCAGAUGUGGUGAUAGAAGAUAACAUCAUCACAAAAAAUUCUCAAGAAGAAUACCCUAUUACCCUAAAUAUAUAUCCAGCAUUCUACGGUGCAAAUAUGUCAUAUAAUCCCUCUAAUCAUGAGGCAUGUCCUCCUGGUAACUUACCUCAUGCAGGUGAUACAAUAACUUCCUGUUCUAAUUCUGGUAACAGUUGUUUACAUCAGUCAAACUUUGUUACACAUGAGAGGACUCACACAGGUGAGAAACCAUUUCCAUGUCCUGAGUGUGGGAACUGUUUUACAAGUAAAACAGAUCUUGUGAGACAUCACAGCAGUCACAAGGGUGACAGACUUUUUUCAUGUCCUGAAUUUGGGAAAUGUUUUACACGUAAAUCUGGACUUGAUAUGCACCAGGGAAGUCACCCGGGUGACAAACCAUUUCCAUGUUCUGAGUGCGGAAAAUACUUCACACGUAAAUCGGGGCUUGUUAAACAUCAGAGACUUCACACAGGUGAGAAGCCAUUUAGAUGUACUGAGUGUGGGAAAUGUUUUACAGAAAAAUCGUCUCUUGUUAAACAUUACAAAACACACACAGGUGAGAAUUCGUUUCCAUGUCCUCUGUGUGGGAAAUGUUUUAAACAGAAAUCCGAUCUUACUAAGCAUCAGAGAACUCACACAGGUGAGAAACCAUUUUUAUGUUCUGAGUGUGGGAAAGGUUACACGUGUAAAUCAAGCCUUAUUGUACAUCGGAGACUUCAUACAGGAGAGAAGCCGUUUUCAUGCUCUGAGUGUGGGAAGCGGUGUACAGAGAAAUCAGAUCUUGUUAAACAUUUGAGAACUCACACAGGUGAGAAGCCAUUUCCGUGCCCUGAGUGUGGGAAAUGUUUUUCAGACAAAUCAGCUCUUGUUACACAUCUGAAAACUCACACAGGUGAGAAACCAUUUCCAUGUUCUGAGUGUGGGAAAUGCUUUACACGUAAACCUUAUCUUACUAUACAUCAGAGAACUCACACAAGAAACCGUUUCCAUGUUCUGAGUGUGGGAAAUGUUUUACACCAAAAUCACCUUGUGUUCUGAUAUCAGAAAAUCCACAGCAGUCAUAAGCAAUUUCUUUGAACUAAUGGAUAUGAAACAGGAUUAUAGCAUCACUCUAUUGAUUAUAUUAAUCUUAAUUAGAAACUAAACAUACAGUGCAUCCGGAAAAUAUUCACAGCGCUUCGCUUUUUCCACAUUUUGUGAGUUUUUUUUAAUUUAUUAAAAAUAAGAAACUAAGAAAUCACAUGUACAUAAGUAUUCACAGCCUUUGCUAUGAAGCUCAAAAUUGAGCUCAGGUGCAUCCUGUUUACACUGAACAUCCUUGAGAUGUUCCUACAGCUUAAUUGGAGUCCACCUGUGGUUCAGUUGAUUGGACAUGAUUUGGAAAUGCACACACCUGUCUAUAUAAGGUCCCACACUUGACAGUGUAUGUCUGAGCACAAACCAAGAAUGAAGUUAAUGGAAUUGUCUGUAGACCUCCGAGACAGGAUUGUCUCGAGCUACUAAUCUGGGAAAGGGUACAGAAAAAUAUCUGUUGCUUUGAAGGUCCCAGUGAGCACAGUGGCCCCAUCAUCUGUAAAUGGAAGAAGUUCAGAACCACCAUGACUCUUCCUAGAGCUGGCUGGCCGUCUAAACUAAGCGAUCGGGGGAGCAGGGCCCUAGUCAGGGAGGUGACCAAGAACCCGAUGGUCACUCUGUCAGAGCUACAGCAUUCCUCUGUGGAGAGAGGAGAACCUUCCAGAAGGACAACCAUCUCUGCAGCAAUUCACCAAUCAGGACCGUAUGGUAGAGUGGCCAGAUGGAAGCCACUCCUUAGUAAAAAGCACAUGGCAGCCCGCCUGGAGUUUGCCAAAAUUCUCUGGUCUGAUGAGACAAAGAUUGAACUCUUUGGCGUGAAUGCCAGGCGUUAUGUUUGGAGGAAACCAGGCACCGCUCAACACCUGGCCAAUACCAUCCCUACAGUUAAACCAUACUUGCCUAC